UUUAAUGCUGUUUUAGAACUAUGUGUUUGAGUGAGUUUGUGAUAAAUUGUGUCGUUUGUAUACAAACUAUUUAGAUACAAUUGUAUUCGUUGAAAAUAUUGCAUUUACAACUGCCAUCUAUCACAUUAUUGAGUGAAACACGGUAAACAGUAUUUAAAAGCCUUUAAAAAAAGUUAGGCGUUGAAGAAUGCUUAGACGGAAAGGCAGGAAAACAGUUCCCAGCCAACUGAUGCGCGAAAGUUCAACUUCAAGCUCGGUGCCCGACGAAUCUGGACUUGAUGAUACGAACAGUCUUAACGCAAAGCUCAAGUUUACACAGUAUUUAAAUCAAGGUGUAUCAUUUAAGACCGAUGAACCCCUGGCAACUGCUUAUUUCAGAAACGUGGCGUGUGAGAGAAACAAAAAAAUUAACCAGACAAUCGCCGAGAAAGAUCUACCUGAUGGGUCGUGCUUGAGCCGCGUAGUAAAAUUAAAAACCUCGUCCCACGCUGGGCCAAGUUCAGCGCCUGUACACCCGUGUGAGUAUGUAGGCAGUUUCUUAGUGGCCGGAAGUGACCAAGCAUCACGUGCUGAGUUUGUCCGGAUUCAGCUCGAGAACAUGAGGGGAACUCGUCGGCGGAAACCAGUGGUGUUAGUGAUAUCUUUGUCGGGUGUGAAGGUGUGCAGUUUGGACGGCAAG
Molecule: messenger RNA, 679 nt
Organism: Limulus polyphemus (Atlantic horseshoe crab)
Lineage: Eukaryota; Metazoa; Arthropoda; Merostomata; Xiphosura; Limulidae
Exons: 3
Source: RefSeq, a predicted model, not a curated record